Molecule: messenger RNA, 8977 nt
Organism: Rattus norvegicus (Norway rat)
Lineage: Eukaryota; Metazoa; Chordata; Mammalia; Rodentia; Muridae
Source: RefSeq, a predicted model, not a curated record
CAAACUUUCUCAGUGUCUUUGCUGUCUCCCUUUCAGGAAGUCCUGGUGGGAGACUCGUCCCAGAGUCCUGGAGGUACCUGAAAACUUCCUUAAGCUGCAGUUGCUGUGCCGGCUUCCUAGGACAUUCAUCAGCUGGUCCUGUCACCCUGCCAGGUCAGAGGAGCUGAUGCGACCGGGAAACAGGCAGGAGCGGAGCAGCGGUGUGGAGCGGGGGUGCAUUUUCUGCCUCCACUCUUAUAAUUCUGUCGUGGAUAUCUUAGCAUUUCAGGAAGUUUGAGAUUCUGUGAACUGGGGUUGAAGGUGAUGCUUUAAUUAGUUUUGUGGUCGCCAGAAUAUUUUUCUAAAAUAACCUCGUAGAUCCUUGGCCGCAUCUGUAGUUUGUACAGCAGGGUUUUCUUUCAAAAGCCUUAGUAAAGUUCUUCGAGUUCAAAUUCAUGGAUGCUUUCUUAACUCCCCUGUUCCUCCGUUUGCCGUUCCAUUUCCCUUUCUCUAGCGGACCGAAUAGGUAUUCCAAGAGAGCUUUGUAGAUCUUUGACAUAUGAGGAACCAGUGCAGAUUUGAUUGAAUUAGAAAAUAUUUGUUAUAAAGCCGUUUCAUAUGGCUGUAAAUGUAAACAUUUCCUGAGUUAAGUUAUAGUCUCCAUUAAUUUUACACUGAGGUAUAUGCAGGCUGUGAUGUAAACACAGCAUUCAGAAGUGUGACUUCAUAGCCUUCAUAGGUAUAUUUAUAAAUGGAAAUCUUACUCUAGAUUGAGACAGAAUUAGACAGCACCUUUUGAAUUACCCACUUAAGUUAAAUGUCUCCUUGGUUCAUGAAAAGCUCUCUGACCAUGCACAUUCAUGGUUUGUUGAAUUCUGCAAUGUUCGUUCACUUCUUGCCGGUGUGGGAAUGCUUAGACCCUGCACUCGGCUUUUUUCAGAGCCCUCUGGUUGGAGGAGUUCAACAGUCUGGAUUCUGUGGGACACAAUAGUUUUCUUGCAGUGUUUCUUUCUCUUCCUCAGUGCUGCUUGGAAAAGAACUGUGCAUGAAUGUUAACUGUGUGACUACCUGUUACAUCUCAUAGGGAAAACUGAAAUCCUCAGAGAAAGAGGCAUUUUCAUGAUAUCUUCUCUUUCCUUCAUACUUAUCCUUUUGCUACUUGUUCAUAUCUUUCAUGUUUGUCUCAUGAAAAGUUCCAGGUUCUUUCUCAACAAUAUUUUCCCAUUUUCAGGUCUCUAUAUGCUCAGCCAAUCUCCAUAAUUGCAAAUCAAAACUAGGAGCCCUGGUCGGUAAAGGCCAAAGAGACUUCUAACAAAGGAUCCAGGAUUUUUAAUUUGGAAGGUUUUGCUGGCCUCAUGAGCAGCUAUGUGUGGUUCAGAUUGUUCUCCAUUGAUUGUGUGAGUAGAGACUUACUGUGUUCAUGAGGAAUCAUUCCUACUUUUCAGGUACUCAUUCAUUCUUCACAAGAAAAGUUUUAUUUCCUAUGACCUCAUGAAAAAUGUAUGUAGUGUUCUCUUGUGCAUGUUUCAUUCAGUUUAUUGUCUACAUAUGAUUUUGACUAAAAAACAUGUUUUAAUGAAUAGUGACAUUCAACUUACCUGUACUACUGUAAAUACUAGUAGCUACUUUUCUGAAUUCAUCACUACAGUUAGCAAUUAUUUCCCUCAGGGCCUGAGCAAUAUUAUUCCAUGCUCUCCUGAUUUUAAUCUAUGGAUAAAUAUUUUUACUGCUAGGCUAGAAUGCUAUGUUCUUAAGAGUCCCAGUAUCUGAACACUACAUAUUGCUAUUUGAGUUUAUCUACUUUAAAAAGACUGGGGUGAAACAAGUGUCAGUAAACUUUGACUGAAAGGCUCGAAAAUACAGAAUUAUGUCUUUUCAGAAUCAGGUGUGUAUUUGAGGAAAAGUCAGUUCCAAGGGUUAAAGUUGAAGCCCUAGUGUUGAUGAUGACUUCAUGAUGGAAGGAUGCAAAACCAUGGGCUGUCCUUCCCAUCCUAGAAUGAGCUCUUGCUCUGUCUCCAUGAAAUGGAAAAUGUACUUUUCCUGUUUUACACAUAGACAAAAUAGUUCCAUGACACACAUUCAUUUUCUGUAUUCACUAUUGUUGGAGCUAAAGCCCAGCGUCUAUCACUGGACCAGGAAUUUAUGAUCUAUUGCUGUUAGAAAUGAAAACCAUGCUCAGCCUGUGUCACAGGCUCAAAUCAUAAAGUAACAUGCUUUGCAAAAAUUCCCUGAGUACUCCAUGGAAAUUCAUGUAUUCCUCUGCCCACCUUUUAUUACCCACUCAAUGCUGUCCUCAAAUGCCCGGGGCCUCAAUUCUUACAUAUUUUAAAUUUAUGACAGCAUUAUUUUUUCCCUGCAUCUCCAUUUUCUGUGGUACAUAAAAUCCUGUUGUCAGUAACUUUUCUAUCAUAUAAACUAGGGAUUAGGCUCAUUUUUUCAUCCUUAUUACAAUUGUUCACAAUAUUUAGAGAGAAACAUUCUGGUACUAUAUUUGCAUUAUCUGUUUUCUUUGCUAUUGUUGGUAUUUAGAGCUCUUAGAGUUUACUUUAAUCUGUUGUCUAAGUCCCCUAGAACUUGCAUUUUUAGGGGAACGGCUUUUGCACAUGAAGUGCCCUAGUGCACUUCCACAGUUAACCUGUCUUCAUUCUCUGUGCCAUCUCUUGUUAUUCAUGUUUUCAUUAUAUCCUUGUGUUUCAUGUAUGUUCUGAGGCAGGUUUUGGAUGGGUAUCCACACUGUCAUAUAUUCAUAAUUCCAACUUCUAUGGUAAUGACCGUGUGUGUUUCCACACCUCCACUUCCUCCAAUUUUUUCAGCCUUACCUGUUUCCCCAGUGCAUGCUGUUUCCUCAGCACUCUCCUAAUUGGCAUCUUCCCUUUACCAACCACAUGUGUCUGACUUAGCCUGAAAGCAUCACCGUGCUGUGGUGUACACAGAACGAUAUAAAUGAUUUCCUAGUAUUUCUACAUAUAGCCAGUGUGUCAGGUAUAAAUUCACUUUUGGGCCUAUGUAUCUUUAGAGUGACUUUUGACAGCUUCCAGUGCCAUGUGUGUAUUUCCUUAUUAGACUGACUCUGUUCAAAUCAGUAAAGUUUCUGUUACCUACUUGUCCUUUUACACUGGCAGACAUCCACUGUCAGAGAGGUUGGUGUUUCAGCACAAGGGUCAGCACCUAGGGAGAGCCAUUGGUGACUCUUACACCCAGGAGCCUACAGAGCCCUUGUUAGCAGUUUGUGUGCUAAACCAGCAUAUCCAAGAUCCUUUUAGAGAUUGAGUGGUCUUCUUACUUCUCAGGUUAUUGUUUAGGAAUGUAGAAACAAAGUGAUAUUUUCUUGUAUUUUUUCUAUAGAUUAUCAAAUGAAUUAUCAGAUUGGUGCAUUCUUUUGGGAUAUUUGUCGCUCCUGAGUUGAAGAAUUCUGUUUCUUGUAAUUUGAGAAAACUUGCCUUCCUCAUAUCCUUAUUUGAACAUUGAAAAUAUUGUAAAUCUUACUCGCCCUUUGUAAGCACUGCUGUUGUGUGAAAGGUUAGUGUGCAGGCUGUGCACACUAGUGUGGAUGACAGUACCACAUUCCCUUCCUUGUCUCUUUCUCUUUUUAAGAUUUAUUUAUUAAUUAUUAUGUAUAAGUACACUAUUGCUAUCUUCAAACACAGCAGAAGAGAGCCUCAGAUCUCAUUACGGAAGGUUGUGAGCCACAAUGUGGCUGCUGGAAUUGAACUCAGGACCUCUGGUAGAGCAGUCAGUGCUCUUUACCACUGAGCCAUCUCUCUAGUCCCCUGUUUAUCUUCUGAGUAGAGUAGAAUAAUGACAGCUGUCUUCCGUUUUUGUAAAGGUAGGUUUUGGAUGUUGGUUAUUAUCUUCAUUAGUCUGAGGGAUCCUCCUUCUCUUCUACAUUCUUUUUUUUUUUUUUUUUUUUUUUUUUUUUUUUUUUUUUUGGUUCUUUUUUUCGGAGCUGGGGAUUGAACCCAGGGCCUUGCGCUUCCUAGGCAAGCGCUCUACCCCUGAGCUAAAUCCCCAACCCCUCUUCUACAUUCUUUAGAACUUUCUUCGUGAUCCACUGUGAUAUUUUGCCUUUGGGUCUUUGUAGAUUUAUUGACAUGGUUGUGAGCCUUCUCUCACUGAGUGUAUGUAGAUUGUGCCGUGAGUUGUGUGGUUUGUUCUGGUUGAAACUGUCUUGCAUAUCUGUCAUGAAAUCAAGUCCAGUUCCCUUUUUGCAGCAAUUGGUGAGAAACUUUUUUCAAUGUACACUGGAGCUCCUGGACUGCUAUUAUUUUCUUUGUGCAUAUGUUUAUGUUCAUUUGCUUUUGGAUCCAGGUAAAGUCAGCUUUGUGUGAUGACUGUAUCACAUUCCCUUUCUUUCUGUAUUCUGUAAUAUUCACUGUGCAAGAUUACUGUGGGAUUUUCUAAAGAAUUCAGUGCUGCAUCUGUUUACUUCUAAGACAGUGUUAGAAGGAACACUGAGGGCCUGGGUUUCUGCACUUGAUUAUUGUUUGGCCUAGUAUUAUGACAUAGAAUGUUUACUUAGUUGUUCCUUAGGAAAUUACUAUUUUCUUCAUCAAUUCUUAUUAAUUAUAUAUGAUUUUCCUGACACUCCAUCAUCUGCCUUUUCCCAGUAUCAGUCUAAUCUUCUGAGGCAGGGGCAUUGAAAUAGACUAUUCAUAUAUCAAUUAAAUGCCAGGAUGUCUAACGUGGUAGACAUAAGGUCAAUGCCAUACAUUAAAAAUGCUGAAUAUUUGCUGAAUCCAGGGUCAUGAGAACUUUGUGUACUAAUAGUAUCUCGAUAUGAAGGGUGAAUUCUUAUGUGUUUAUCUAUACAUAAACAUAUGUAUGUAUAUUUGCAUGUAUGUGUAUGUAUAUGUAUUGGUAUAUAUACCAGAAGACCCAUGUCACACAUUCUUUAACCUACAGGAAUGUUUGCCAGAAAGGAAAUCCUUAACAGCAAGUCUCCACGAUGCAGAUAUAUGCAUGCUCGAGAAGAUUUUCCAACAGUGAUAUUAUAUUAGCAGAUUUGGUAUAAUGAGGGAAUCAUUCCAAGAGCAUGCCCUUAAAUGGUUCAUCUUAUCCCUGUGUAUAUGUAUUUUCCCUGGCAGCCAUCACUGAAGUCUACCAGACCUCCUUCUUGAUCUUAUUUUGACAUUGCCUAGAACCCUUGUUCUUAAGCUUUGAGUUGUGACCUCUUUGUGGUCCAUUCACACUUUCACAGGGUUUGACAAAGACUGACCAUCAUAAAACCCAUAUUUUUUAUGGUCGUGGGAACUGAUACACCACUCUUGUUAUCAAUCUGCAUGUGGGUCUGAAACAUGUAGAUAUAGCAACUUUUGAAUUCCUGGAACUAUAAUAAAGGUUUAGCACACCAUUAAAAGUGGAGAACAAAUGGCUUAAAGUUUCAGAAUAGUAAAUUUUAGUUGAAGACAUUUCUGGCUUUAAUCACAAUACUCUACAUAAUAAUGCAUUCAUGGAGAUGUCAAGGGAUCAAGAUCAGUGCAUCAAAAUGUGUCACGGGCAUUAGGAAACAGGGCCAUAUUGAAAGGAAAAGAAAGUUGGAAAUUGAAGUUUUAUGUCAUGAACUAUUGAAAGCCUUCGUAGAUGCUGAUGAAAAUGGCUAUACCUAAAUCUGAUGACAACUUAUUCUUUUGUAGAACCCAUGAUAUUUGGCAGAUAGAAUCUUUGUACUCCAAGACUAUAGGAUACAUAUGGAAAAUAGAUGUACUGUAUCUGCUUGGUAAAAAGAAGUCGAACUUCACCAACGUGUCAGCUUUUAGUUUUCAAACCUGGUUGUGAAAUUUCAAGAAAACUUCCAAUAUUUGAAUCUGUGAGAAGAACAGCAAAAAGAAUGAGUGUGGCUCUGGGAAACACUCUACAGGGUUUCUUAACCUUCAAAGAUGUGGCUCCAGAGUUCACACUAGAGGAAUGGGAAAGUCUCAAUUAUGCUCAGCGGGCACUGUACAUGGACGUGAUUUUGGAGACGUACAACAAUCUAUUGUCUGUGGAAAAUAAUCUAAUAGGUGGAAAACAUGGGAAUGUCUUAGAACAAGACACAGAGUGCAUUGUCCAUGAGCAUAUGAAUAUCCAAAAGAACUUUUGUAAAUGGGAUGAAAUUAGCAAAAUGACUCUUGAAUCCACCCAAAGUACACCUUAUAAAACUCAUCUCCGAGAUUCCUCCCUUCAGUCCUCAAACCUGAAAAGACAUAGAGCUGGGAAAAUGAGAGAAAUUUACAAAUAUAAAGACUGUGUACAAUUUUCAAAUGAAUGUGCUAUCCUUGGUGUAAAUUCUGGAAUCCACAUAGAGAACAAAGAACACAAAAAUACAGAAUUUGAUAAGGAAUUUGUCUAUAAACAUAAACAGAUGCUGAAACAAGACAUUAAUGGUAAGAACCUUCACCAAUGUAGUACAUGCGAUAAAUGCUUUGCCAGAAAAAGGAAUCUUCAUUUGCAUCAAAGAAUUCAUUCAGCAGAGAAACCUUACAAAUGUAGUCAAUGCGACAAAUAUUUUGCCCAACAAUCGUGUCUUAUGCGUCAUCAAAGAAGCCAUUCAGGAGAGAAACCAUACAAAUGCAACCAAUGUGACAAAUUCUUUGCCCAAGUGUCCCAUCUUAGUAUUCAUCAGAGAAGUCAUACAGGAGAUAAACCUUACAAAUGCAGUGAAUGUGACAAAUGCUAUACUCAGAAAGGCACUCUGAGAAGCCAUAUGAGAAUUCAUACAGGAGAGAAACCUUACAAAUGCGAUAAAUGUGACAAAUACUUUGGCAGAAAAUCCCAUCUUAGAGUGCAUCAGAGAAUUCAUACAGGAGAUAAACCUUUCAAAUGCAGUGAAUGUGACAAACGCUUUACUGAAAAAGGCCCUCUGAGAAACCAUAUGGGAAUUCAUACAGGAGAGAAACCUUUCAAAUGCAGUAAAUGUGACAAAUGCUUUGUCUACAAAUGCAGUCUGAGGAUUCAUCAGAGAAUUCAUACGGGAGAGAAACCUUACAAAUGUAGUCAAUGUGACACAUAUUUUGCCCGACAAUACUGGCUUAUGUGUCAUCAAAUAAGCCAUACAAGAGAGAAACCUUACAAAUGUAACCAAUGUGACAAAUCCUUUGCCCAAGUAUCCUAUCUUAGUAUUCAUCAGAGAAUUCAUACAGGAGAUAAACCAUACAAAUGCAGUGAAUGUGACAAAUGCUUUCGCUACAAAGGCAGUCUGAAAAUUCAUCAGAGAAUUCAUUCAGGAGAGAAACCAUACAAAUGCAGUGAAUGUGAUAAAUACUUUAGCCAGCAAGCCAAUCUUAGUAUUCAUCAGAGAAUUCAUACAGGAGAUAAACCUUACAAAUGCAGUGAAUGUGACAAAUGCUUUGGCUACAAAGGCAGUCUGAGGAUUCAUCAGAGAGUUCAUACAGGAGAUAAACCUUACAAAUGCAGUGAAUGUGACAAAUGCUAUACUCAGAAAGGCACUCUGAGAAACCAUAUGAGAAUUCAUACAGGAGAGAAACCAUACAAAUGCAGUGAAUGUGACAAAUGCUUUCGCUACCAAUCCAAUCUUACUAUUCAUCGGAGAAUUCAUAUAGGAGAUAAACCUUACAAAUGCAGUAAAUGUGACAAAUGGUUUGGCCACAGAGUUAGUUUGAGAAUUCAUCAGAGAAUUUGUACAGGAGAGAAACCAAACAAAUGUGGUUAAUAUGACAAAUGCUUUACCCAAAACUACGGUGUUCGUGUACAUCAGAGACUUCAUACAGGAGAGAAACUUUACAAAUGUGAAUGUGACAUAUGCUUUGGCCGACAGUCUCAUCUUAGUAUUCAUCAGAGAAUUUAUUUAGGACAAAAACCUUUCAAAUUUCCUUUAUGUGGGAAAUGCUUUACCCACUAAGUCUUAAUUCAUCAGAGAAUUCAUACUGGAGAGAAACAAUGUAAGUGAACUGAAUGUGACAAAUCUUUUACUCACAAAGUUACUUUGACGAUUGUUCAGAGAAUUCAUCCAGGAGAAUAAAUUUACAAAUGUGUGACAAGUACUUUACCCAUAAAUGCAGUCUUCAAGUACAUUAGAGACUUCAUAGAGGAGAGAAACCUUACAAAUGCAGUGAAUGUGACAAAUGCUUUACCCAAAUGUUAGCCUAGAAAGGCAUCAGAGAUUUCAUACAUGAGAUAAUACUUGCAAGUGUGAUGUACAUGAAAAAUGCAUUAACUACAAUGUAAGUCUGACAGAUUACAUACAGUGGAGAAACAUUAUAAAUUUAGUCAAUAAAACAAUUCUUUACCUGCAAAUAUCGUCUUAAAAUUCAUUAGAUAAUACUUAAAGUAGAGAAAAUUUCAAAUGUUUUAGAGAUGUGAACCUUUUAGCCAAUCUUUUAGAAUCAACAAAAUAUGUACAGGUGACAAUCUGAAGAAAUAUAAUGUAUUUGGAAAUAUCUUUGACUUCAUUUCAGAUCAGAGAAAACGUUUUAAAUUUUUUUUGUGCGGAAGUAUAUCUUGCAAAAAUUGAGCUUCCGCACUAGAGAAUUUGUAUGAUUAUGAAAACUUCAGAAACCUUCAUGCAGUGUUCAAAUCUUAGAAAAUGUCAGGUAUUUAUGGUGAGAAAAACUCUGAAAAUAUGACAAUGUAGGAAAGUCUUCAUUAAACUUUUACCUGUUCACCCUGAAAUAUUACAAGAUGAAGACAUGUGGGGAAGUCAGAAUAAUAUAGUGUUGUGUAACACUUUCAUGGCAACAGAAAUUAUCUAUUUCAAAGGAACUUCACCUCUCAAAAUGUCUAAUAAAACUGUCAGGAUUCUGUAUAUUCAAGUGAUCAAUUCAGACAAAUUAUACUUAAAAAGGUUUAUUUGACAAACUCAGAUACCAAAACUGUUUGUUCUUUAUCCUAUAAAUAUGUCUACAGAUGUUAAGUCUCCUUUGACAAUCCAGUACUCAUAAUUCUUAUUAAAUGCUGGUUUCAUGUUUGAGGAUAACGACUGAGACUGAUUAUGUGUCCUUGUGCUGUGUGGUCAACAACUCCUUCCCCUUUGUUGUGUAAAUAAAUGUGAAUGAUUCCUCAA